Messenger RNA from Coregonus clupeaformis (lake whitefish), 4473 nucleotides. RefSeq names its product neural cell adhesion molecule 1. Gene Ontology annotation, cellular component: axon; plasma membrane. The record is from RefSeq and is a predicted model, not a curated record. The transcript has 24 exons. Gene Ontology annotation, molecular function: cell-cell adhesion mediator activity. Gene Ontology annotation, biological process: axon guidance; dendrite self-avoidance; homophilic cell-cell adhesion. The coding region runs from base 190 to 4089 and encodes 1299 amino acids. Lineage: Eukaryota; Metazoa; Chordata; Actinopteri; Salmoniformes; Salmonidae.
UGUGCUGGCGCUGAUCUUCUGCCGCUGCUAUAUCGAUUGUCAACUAUACAUAAUACCAAUUUGCCAUACGAAAAAUAAAUAGCUAGCAAUAUGGGAAUGUAUUACUUUUGAAAAUAUCAAGAACAACCACAUAUUACAGGGACCACAUUCUUCAUUAAGACAUUUGCGUGGUCUAAUCAAGGAGUUGCGAUGCUCCACGCAAAGGAUAUCCUUUUAGCUCUGCUUCUCGUGGGCUCUACAGUUUGUCUGGAAGUGGAGAUCACCCCCACCCAGGGAGAGAUCAGUGUCGGAGAGUCCAAGUUCUUUCUGUGUGAAGUUGUUGGGGUAGCAAAGGAGAUUGACUGGUACUCGCCGAGCGGGGAGAGGAUAGAGCCCAACAAACCAGAGAUCACCGUAACCCGAAACGACGAGUCCUCGUCCACCCUCACGCUCUACAAGGCCGGGGUGGACAGCGCUGGGACCUACAAGUGUCUGGCCACCAAUGGAGACCAGUCAGCAGAAGCCACCGUCAACGUCAAGUUCUUCCAAAGGAUCACCUUCAAGAACGCCCCCUCCCCCCAAGAGUUCAAUGGAGGGGACAACGCCAACAUCGUGUGUGACGUCAUCAGCUCCCCUCCACCCACCAUCAUCUGGAAACACAAAGGAGCUAAGAUUCAGAUGGAGAAGGAUGUCCGCUUUAAGAUCCUGCCCAACAACCACCUGCAGAUCCGAGGCAUCAAGAAGACAGACGAGGGGUCGUACACCUGUGAGGGCCGCCUCAUGGCCCGGGGAGAGAUCGACCUGAAGAUCAUCAGGGUCAUCGUCAACGUGCUCCCUACCAUCCGGGUGUGGCAGUCUGAGGUGAAUGCCACAGCAGGCGUGGGCCAGUCUGCCAUGUUGACCUGUGCGGCUGAUGGAUACCCAGAGCCCAUGGUGACCUGGGCACGGGCCAGUGUUCUUCUGGAGUCAGGAGAGAAGUACAGCUUUAAUGAGGACGGUUCAGAGAUGACCAUCAUGGAGGUGGCCAAGCUGGAUGAGGGAGAGUACACCUGCAUCGCUAAGAACAAGGCUGGGGAGAGCGAACAGGAACUCAGCCUCAGAGUGUUUGUGAAACCUAAGAUCACCUUCCUGCUGAACCAGAGCACGUCUGAGAUGGAGGAGCAGGUGACUCUGACCUGUGAAGCGUCAGGGGACCCCACCCCCACCAUCAACUGGAGCUUCGGCCUGCGUCCCUUCACUGAGGGAGAGCAGGCACACCUAAACAGGAUCUAUCAGGCCUCUUGGACUCGGCCCGAGCAACACAAGAGUCUGGAUGGGAACAUCGUAGUGAGGAGUGAUGCUCGUGUGUCCUCCCUCACGCUGAAGUACGCCAAGUUCACCGACGCUGGCCAGUACCUCUGCUCUGCACGCAACGCCAUCGGAGUGGAUUCUCAACCCGCCUACCUGGAAGUCCGCUAUGCCCCUAAGAUCCAGGGCUCAGUGACAGUGUAUACCUGGGAGGGAAAUGCAGCUAACAUCAGCUGUGAGGUCCUGGCCCACCCCAGUGACGUGUCCAUGCUGUGGCUAAGGGACGGGUUUCAGCUUCCCAAUGCUAACGUCACCAAAGCCAAGGUUUUCCAGAGCCCCACAGCCAGCUACCUGGAGGUCACCCCAGUGUCUGAGAAUGACUUUGGGAGCUACAACUGUACUGCUUCCAAUGAGAUGGGCACAGGAUCCAAGGAGUUCCUCCUCAUUCAGGCUGAUGUCCCGUCAGCCCCGUCCCUCAGGGAGGUGGAGCCGUUCUCCAGCUCAGCCAGGGUGGAGUUCCAGGGGCCUGACGCCACCGGGGGUGUACCCGUCCUCAGGUACCGGGCCGAGUGGAAGACUGUGGGCAUGGGCAGCUGGGUGCAGAGGGUCUAUGAGGUCCAUGGAGGAGCUCUGAGUGAGGUAACCAUCACAGGCCUGAAGCCUGGGACCAACUAUUUGGUGAAGAUGUCAGCCAUCAAUGGCAAGGGAGAGGGUGAAACUAGCCCCGCUGUGGUCUUCAAGACAGAGCCUGUCCGUUAUUCUUACGCAAAUGGCAUUUUUCAUUUUUUCACUGAGGACUCAGAAGGGGAACCUGAACCGCCUAAGCUGGAGGGAACACUCCAAACCAAAGGCAACUCCCUCAAAGUCAACUGGUUCAAGCAGGACGAUGGAGGCUCACCAAUCACACACUACCUAGUCCGCUAUAAACCAAAGCAUCAGGCCGACUGGAAGCCAGAGAUCCGGCUGCCCAGUGGCAGUGAGUAUGUGGUUCUGAGCGGACUGGAGUGGAACACGGAGUACGAUGUGUUUGUGGUGGCAGAGAACCAGCAGGGGAAGUCCCAACCUGGAACCCUGACGUUCAGAACCUCUCCAGAACCCGCUGCCAUCCCAGAUAUAGACGGUGAGUCUGCCCUCUCCAUGGGCCUCAUGGCAGGGAUCCUCAUCUUGGCCUUCGUCCUGCUGCUCCUGGCUGUGGAUGUCACCUGCUACUUCACCAACAAGUGUGGCCUCAUCAUGUGUCUGUGUGGCAAGCCAGGCAGCGGGGCCAAGGGACACAACCUAGAACAGGGCAAGGCUGCGUUCAUAAAGGAUGAGUCCAAAGAACCGAUAGUGGAGGUGAAGACAGAGGAUGAGUGCACAGCCAAUCACAAUGCAGGAGGACCCACGGAACCCAAUGAGACCACACCCCUUACAGAGCCAGAGCUGGCCGCUCACACUGCUGCCCUGGCUCUGGACACCCUCUCGUCUGUAGCCACCAACUCUGACACAGCCAACACAACCUAUGACCCUGCCCAGGACAGCCCCUCUAGCGAGAGCACCGCCCUCACCUGUAGCCUGUCUGCCCUCGCCACUGACCCCCUGCCUGCCCCCGCCCCGGCACCCACCCCAGAGUCCAACACAGCCCCCCCAACCCCCCUCAUCUCGACCUCUGACAUCACAGCUAGAGUAGCCCCCCUGUUAGACCUUCUGGGAGACAGCUCUCCUAGAGCAGAGAACAAAAUGUCUGCCACUGCUGUUAAUGCCACAGACAGCCCUAAAUCUCCUAAAAAGUCCCCUAUUCCAAUACCACCUAGGCGUCGAAACUCUAACAGACCUGCUCCUUCUCCUCCCACUCCCAAGAGCCCCACACCUACCCACUCCACCCCCUCUCCUACCGUGGCCCCCAGGAAAUCUGCCCCAGACAGUCCCUCUCUUGCCCACUCCACUGCCUCUCCUACCCCAAACACCAGGAAAGCUGCUCCUAUUGCCCCAGACAGUCUCUCUCCUGCUCCUACGGUGUUCACUUUCCCAGCCUCUGACACCUCCACCCUUAAACCUGCACCUACUGCCACCAGCACUGCUAAACCAGUCCCUGUUACCCCCACUGUCCUGGACUCUAGUACACCAGCCCCUGACACUGACAAACCUGACUCUACAACCAAAGACACUCACACUCCUGCCCCUAAUAUAGACCCCACCACCACAAGCACUCCCAAAUCUGUUCCUAGUGCUCCUACUACUGCCUUCAAUGCUGACAUAACUGCUGCUAUUGUUCAUGAGGACACAACCAAAUAUGCCCCUGUUUUCCCAGACAUUCUCACUCCUAUUCCUGCUCCCACAAAUGCCCCCACAUCUGCCCCUAAUGCUCCCACUGCCCCGAGCUUUGCCACACCUGCUGCCCCCAUGGUCACUAUCACACCUGCCUCUACUACCUACGACACCCCAACACCCACCCUGACCACACACAUGCCCACCACCACAGAGCCCCAAGCCCAAGAGAUAGAGUUAGAGUUGACCAAUGGGGUGGAGACUGAGAGUCCCUCCCUGCCCCCAGCAGAGCCCACUAGGUUUCAGAGUAGUCCCACUCCCUCCGCUGCCCCUGUCCUUUCCUCCUCCUCCUCCUCCCUGGCUAACCGAGACGGGUUUGGGGCAGACCUCCAGGCCUCAGGCCCCCCAGCUCUGGAGGAGUUAGACAGUCUGGCCAAGGCUGCUCCACUCAACCAUGAGAAGAUAUUUGAGGAGAAAAGUAAAACAGAGGAGGUGAAGACAGCCCUGUCAGAGGUGACCACAGAACACAACGAUGUCACACAGACAAACGCCAGCGCCAGCGACAGCAAAGCAUGAUUGGGCAGCCUCAGCCCAUCCAAAAUGGCGGCAGCAGCAACACUCAUUAUUGUCUGCAGGAGUUUUUAUUUCCAGUGCCCUUACUGCAUUUCCAGAAGAACAACAACAUGUGUUUGUGCAAUAGAGUUCAUUAGAGCACGAUCUGAUUGUGCAAAGAUUUCUAUUCUCAUGUAUGAUUUGUUUCUCUACACCCAUGGAACACUGAAUAACACCAUUUGAGUGAUCUCAAGUGGUAUAGGAGACAAAAUUCAAGUUUUUACAAGUACUCAGAGUUAUAAUUGUUUUAUUCAGGAACAUAACACUGAGUGUACACAACAUUAGGAACACCUUCCUAAUAUUGAGUUGCUCCCCCUUUUGCCCUCAGAACAGCCUCAAUUGGUCGGG